This is a messenger RNA of Salvelinus sp. IW2-2015, 1800 nucleotides long. RefSeq names its product acyl-Coenzyme A binding domain containing 3 (gene acbd3). Gene Ontology annotation, molecular function: fatty-acyl-CoA binding. The record is from RefSeq and is a predicted model, not a curated record. Lineage: Eukaryota; Metazoa; Chordata; Actinopteri; Salmoniformes; Salmonidae. Gene Ontology annotation, cellular component: Golgi membrane.
GCUAAAAACGGAAGUAGGUACGUGGCCGCUUUAGGCAGCUGACAUUCUGCAUGAUGGCGACAGAGGUUCAGAGCGCCGACCUCAACAAUGGCAGUUCUAGCCGGCUCGAAGUCUCCAUCGACGGCCUCACCCUCAGCCCCGAUCCCGAGGGCGAGCAAGUCGCUGAACCUGACCCCGAGCAUGAUACGGAGGACCAGAGCGCCACCGACGAUAGGGAAGAAGGCGAGUCUUCCAAAACCACGAUAGAGAGGAAAUGGGGCUUUGGUUUGCUGGAGCUAUACAGACUAGCCUUGAAAUUCUUCAAAGAUAAGGAUGGCAAGGCCUUCCACCCCACCUAUGAGGAGAAGCUUCGUCUGGUGGCCCUCCACAAGCAGGUGUUACUGGGGCCAUACAACCUCGACGCCUCUCCAGAGGUGGGCUUCUUUGACGUCCUGGGAAAUGACCGCAGGAAAGAGUGGGCUGCUCUGGGUAACAUGGAGAAGGAGGAGGCUAUGGUGGAGUUUGUCAAGCUGUUGAACAAAUGCUGUAAUUUAUUUGCACCCUAUGUCACCUCCCACCAAAUAGAGAAGGAUGAGCAGGAGAGGAAACGGAGGGAGGAGGAGGAACGACAGCGCCGGGAGGAUGAAGAGAGGGAGCGACAGAGGCAGGAGGAGGAGAGGAAGAUGAUCAAGGAGGAGGAGAGGCUGAAGAGGGAGGAGGAGGAGAGGAGGCAGUUGGAGGAGGAGAGGCUACGGGUGGAGCAGCAGAAACAGCAGAUCAUGGCAGCACUGAAUGCCCAGACGGCGGUGCAGUUCCAGCAGUAUGCUGCCCAGCAGUACCCAGAGAGCCCUGAGCAGCAGCUGGGUCUCAUACACCAGCUACAGGAACAACACUACCAACAGUACAUGCAGCAGCUCUACCAGGUCCAGCUGGCACAACAACAGGCAGCCUUACAGAAGCAGCAGGAGGAUGCGGUGGUGAAGGCCACCCUGGAGGCCACUAGUGAGCCUGUAGCUGCAGCGCUCGCGGCUAGAGAGAAGGUCCCCUUGCUCAAUGGCCAGUCAGACUCCCACUCUGAGGGCAUGAACAGAGAGCCAGAGCGUUUAGAUCCUGCUGAGGAGGCCACUGAGAAUGGGCCAAUAGGUACACACACGCAAAGGCCAGCAGACUCUCCCCCGGUCAUAGCAGCCCCCUCCAUGUGGACGCGACCCCAGAUCAAGGACUUCAAGGAGAAGAUUCGGCAGGACGUGGACAGUGUGAUCACGGUGGGGCGUGGCGAGGUAGUGACAGUGCGAGUGCCCACCCACGAGGAGGGCUCCUACCUCUUCUGGGAGUUUGCCACGGACCACUACGAUGUCGGCUUCGGAGUCUUCUUUGAGUGGACAGAUGCCGCCAACGCCUCGGUCAGUGUGCACGUCAGCGAGUCCAGCGACGAAGACGAGGAUGAGGAAGGUGAGCCCCCUAGUGAGGAGGAGAAGGCUAAGAAAGAGGCAGGGAAGCCGCAGGUGGAUGAGAUAGUGCCGGUGUAUCGGCGGGACUGUCACGAGGAGGUCUACGCCGGCAGUCACCAAUACCCUGGCCGUGGGGUCUACCUUCUCAAGUUCGACAACUCUUACUCUCUUUGGAGGUCAAAAAGUGUCUACUACAGAGUCUACUACACCAGAUAAGCCUGGAGGGACUACAUGAGGCAGGGUGUGUGUUUGAAGAGAGGAAGGGGGGGAUGGGAUGAUCUGUUCUGGACUAGAUCUCCAGAGGGCGAUAGAGUUGCGUCGGACUCCCGUUGGAGAUGGGACUCCUGUCUGUUUGUGUGUGUGUGUGUUC